Messenger RNA from Nilaparvata lugens (brown planthopper), 984 nucleotides. RefSeq names its product adenosine 3'-phospho 5'-phosphosulfate transporter 1. The record is from RefSeq and is a predicted model, not a curated record. Lineage: Eukaryota; Metazoa; Arthropoda; Insecta; Hemiptera; Delphacidae. Gene Ontology annotation, biological process: transmembrane transport.
GGUCUGGCCAUCCUACUAUCCUGUCUUAUCUACCAGCAUCCCAUCUCAGUGGUUGGAGUAUUGGGAAUAGCCGUUGUGUUUUCGUCUCUUUUCUUGCGCAUCUAUUGCAACCAACGCAUCAGAGCACUCAGGCGACGCAUGCAGAACGGAUCCACCACGAAAGUUUAAAAUUAUUAGGUAAUUUAAUUUUUCUACAACUGCGCGUAAAAAAAGAAUUUACAUACUCAAUUCUCCUCUUAAAACAGCUUAUUUCUGAGGAGAAUCUACUUUUUCGCUCGCAAACCAUCUGCGCAUGCGCAGAAGAAUUUAUUUACGCUCGCUUAUCAGCUGAUGAUAAGCAGCUUGCCAAAAGUAGGUCAGAUCUUAACCUAAAAAGUCGGUAAUUGUGCCGGUUCUGCUUAAGCAGCCAUUAUGGAUAUCAGUGAAGACGAAUAAAAUUAUUAUUAACUCCGCCAGAUAUACGUAAUUUAACAGGUUUGUGCAGUUGUAGAAAAAAUGUUGUAUGUAAUUCGCGCGUAAUGCUUCUUUAUCGCUCUUGCAAAAUUAUCACGCUCCGCUUCGCGUCGCGUGAUAACUGUUUUGCGCGAGCGAUUAAGUCGCGCAUUACGCUCUUAAUACAUAAAUAGCUAUUUAUUAAUCGAUUUGAAAAAGGUUAGGUUGCCACUUGAACAAAUAGACUGGCACUAUAGAAAGUAUAAUUUACGUUGAAAUUUAAUACGAACUAGUGAAGAAAUCAAUUUGAAGAAGGUUAGGUUGUCAUUUUAAGAAAUAGACUGGCACUAUAAAACGUAGAAUGUAAAUUCAAAUUUAAUAAGAACGAGUGAAGAAAUCGAUUUGAAGAAGACUAGGUUGUCACUUUAUAGACUGGCACUAUAGAACGUAGUAUGUAAAUUCAAAUUUAAUACGAGUGGAGAAAUCGAUUUAAAGAAGGUUAGGUUGUCAUUUUAACAAAUAGUCUGGAACUAUUGAACGUAGAAUGUUGAG